Phytophthora sojae is the source of this 1872-nucleotide messenger RNA. RefSeq lists its product as hypothetical. The coding region runs from base 1 to 1872 and encodes 623 amino acids. Gene Ontology annotation, biological process: activation of GTPase activity. The record is from RefSeq and is a predicted model, not a curated record. The transcript has 2 exons. Gene Ontology annotation, molecular function: GTPase activator activity. NCBI's taxonomy places the organism in Eukaryota, Oomycota, Peronosporomycetes, Peronosporales, Peronosporaceae.
AUGGACAUGGAGGUGCUGCGCUUCCCGCUGUCGUCUCCGAGCGCGCGCGCGCCCGCCAACGCCAACGUGUGGGAGCGGCUGCUGCAGACGUUCGCCGUGCCGGCGCCCACCGCCCACCGCUUCUUGCCAAAGCUGAAGGCCGGCCCGCUGCUGCUGGAGGUGGGGCAGCCGCCCGAGUGGAAGCCGUUCGAGGUGGUGCUGGCGGGCGCGUCCGCCGCCGAUCUGGGGCUCUACUACUACCCGCACAAGGAGGACGCCACGCCCAUGGGCUGCAUCCGCCUGCAGAGCGCGCACAUCGACAGCCUCGAGGAGGUGCUCAUGGUCGUGGCCAAGGACAAGACGUGGUUCCUGUGCGCCGACCACGUGCGCGACGCCAGUGACUGGUGCGACGCCAUCUGCUCCGCCAUUGAGCGCGUGAGUAACCGCGACGGGGCCGCCACGCAGCACCAGCUGCAGGAGAGGCGACGGCGGCUCAACAGCAGCGCGUCGGCUGUCACGCUCUGCGAGCUGCAGUCGCGCGGCGCCAAGGCCAGGGUGGACGAGUUCCUCGAGGUCUUCGUGCGCUCGACCAGGGAGGACAUGUGUCUACAGGCAGCCAAGGGGGCCCUGUCCUGGUCCUGUAUGCGCAGCCUCGCGUGGAAAGUGUGGCUCGAGUGCAUCCCUGCCGACGUGCCGUUCAGCCAGUGGGUCGUCAUCGCCCGCGACAAGCGCCAACGCUACGAGAAGCUGCGCAAGAAGCAGAAUUUGUUCCAGGACCUGCUCGUCGGCAAGCAGCGACCGGAGGAUUUGUUGACCAUGUGUGAGACCUCGACGGAUAGCCUUCUGUACAGCAUCUACAAGGACGUCCGUCGAACGCGCGGAGACAUGCCCUACUUCCGCGACCCCGUUGUGCAGUGUCUGUUGAUCCGUGUGCUCUAUGUCUACUCCGCGACGCACUCCGAGAUCUCGUACAACCAAGGCAUGGGCGAGCUGUUGGCGACGCUGGUGUACCUGUUGCAUAUUGAGCAGUGGCCAACUGAUGAGGACGAUAUCGAAGAGGUGAUCGCUGGAGAACAUGACGCGGAGCCUGAUGGACGUCUCAGCGGAUCGUACUUCUUCCCUGCAACUUCCCCCACGAAGGAGCAGGCAGAGGACACCAGCACGGAGGAGGAAGACACCUCGUACGUCUACGUGGAGAGCUUCAUCAACAUUCAGAACGACGACUCGUUCCUCGACCGCGAUACUUUCCUUCGUUUAGCUCCGUUUGCCGGUGGGUCUGGAAGAUACUACGAGUGCUGCCGUGACGCCGCAGGCGAAAUUGUUCGCGAGCUGACAGCUUCCGAGUUCAUUGAGCACGAUGCCUAUCUCUUGCUGGAGGAGAUGAUGCUGCGCAUGGCAGGAACCUACUGUCCUCAUGUCCGGAUCCCACGCAGGAACUCGCGCUCGGAGAAGCCGCUGAGCUCGGCAGACCAACUCCCACCCUCGCCUCUUGACGACCAGAUGAACCGCAUCCACCAUCAUAUUUUGAGUCGGUGCGAUCCGCCAACUGCGAGGCAUCUCGCGAAGCUCGGAGUGGAGCCGCAGAUCUUCCUGCUGCGGUGGGUUCGUGUGCUGAUGGCGCGCGAGUUCGAGACACCGCAGGUGUGGCAGAUUUGGGAUGCCAUCUUCAGCCUCACGCCCAGCGACUUCUCCUUCAUCAACCUCCUCUGCGUCGCUGUUGUCCGUGAGUUCCGCGAAGAGAUUUUGGCAGCUGAGGAUGCUACAAAUGUGUUGCUUAGCUUACGCGACAUCGCUGACCGCAUCGAGCCCCCUCGCCUUGUGGACAAUGCUCGCGAACUGUACGAUGCGUUGCUCAUUGCCGCGGCGGUGGAGGCGUCGAUGGGGUCAGCCUGA